This is a messenger RNA of Syngnathus acus (greater pipefish), 3607 nucleotides long. RefSeq names its product SMAD specific E3 ubiquitin protein ligase 1 (gene smurf1). The record is from RefSeq and is a predicted model, not a curated record. Gene Ontology annotation, molecular function: ubiquitin protein ligase activity; protein binding. The transcript has 18 exons. The coding region runs from base 229 to 2418 and encodes 729 amino acids. Gene Ontology annotation, biological process: ubiquitin-dependent protein catabolic process; negative regulation of BMP signaling pathway. NCBI's taxonomy places the organism in Eukaryota, Metazoa, Chordata, Actinopteri, Syngnathiformes, Syngnathidae.
AGUGUGACGUCAUGACGUGCUUGAGCCUGCCCGAAAAUGUUCUCCCGUGUUGUCGGGUCUCGAAGCGCAGGACUUUGCCAUGAAAUAAUACACUCGCAUCCAUGAAGAACCGGAAAAGCAACCGCGUGUUUGUAAUCUGAAGACAUUCACCAUCCGUCCGAGUCGUGAAACGGUCUCUUUUAGGAGACCCGAAGGAGAAGUUUGUGGGAUCGUUUUUUCCUCGGAGUGAUGUCGAAUCCUGGGACUCGGAGGAACGGUUCCAGCAUCAAAAUCCGACUGACAGUAUUAUGUGCCAAGAACCUCGCAAAGAAAGACUUCUUUCGUCUACCCGAUCCUUUUGCCAAGGUCGUGGUGGACGGAUCGGGUCAAUGCCACUCGACAGACACAGUUAAGAGCACACUGGACCCCAAAUGGAAUCAGCACUAUGACCUCUACAUUGGAAAGGCAGACUCAAUCACCAUCAGUAUAUGGAACCAUAAGAAGAUCCAUAAACGGCAGGGGGCGGGCUUCUUGGGGUGCAUUAGACUUCUUUCAAAUGCCAUCAGCAGACUAAAAGACACAGGAUACCAGCGGCUAGAUCUUUGUAAACUGAACCCCUCAGACAGUGACGCAGUGCGGGGACAGAUCGUAGUAAGCCUGCAGACACGAGACCGCAUAGGUAGCGGAGGCCCUGUGGUGGACUGUCGAGGUCUAUUGGAAAAUGAUGGGCCCGUGUUAGAGGGAUGCUUCAGUGAAGAACCCCUGCCUUAUUCCGACCCCACCGGUGCCGCGGGUGGCGGCAACUGCCGUCUCGACUCGCCUAGUCAAGAAAACAGUCUUCAGUCCCAGCGAAUCCGGGGGCAGGAUUCUCGAGGCCAUGGCCACACCCCUCAGAACAGACCUCACGGUCACCAGCCGCCCGACCUGCCUGAGGGAUACGAGCAGCGAACGACAGUGCAGGGCCAGGUGUACUUCCUUCACACGCAGACAGGUGUCAGCACCUGGCAUGACCCUCGGAUCCCCAGGGACCUGGCCAGCGUAAGCUGCGAGGAGCUCGGUCCGUUACCCGUGGGCUGGGAAGUCCGAAGCACGGUGUCGGGACGCAUUUACUUUGUCGACCACAACAACAGAACCACGCAGUUCACCGACCCGCGUCUGCACACCAUCAUCAGCCAGCAGUCCCAAGUGAAGGAAUCCUCACAGGCCCCCCAGAUGGACGUGGGGGUUGACGAGGGCGGAGGAAUGGGCGGCGUGGUCGGGGGCGACGGGGACGUAGCGGCGCGCUACGAGCGAGACCUGGUCCACAAAUUGAAGCUGCUGCGCCACGAGCUCUCCCUGCAGCAGCCCCAAGCAGGACACUGUCGCAUCGAGGUCUCCCGUGAAGAGAUAUUUGAGGAGUCGUAUCGGCAGAUCAUGAAGAUGAGGCCCAAAGACCUCAAGAAGCGUCUGAUGGUUAAAUUCAGAGGGGAGGAGGGCCUCGACUACGGUGGCGUGGCGAGGGAGUGGCUGUACCUGCUGUGCCACGAAAUGCUCAACCCUUAUUACGGCCUAUUCCAGUACUCCACCGACAAUAUCUACACGUUACAGAUCAACCCUGACUCCUCCAUUAACCCCGACCACCUGUCAUAUUUCCACUUUGUGGGCCGUGUAAUGGGGCUGGCCGUUUUUCACGGCCACUACAUCAACGGGAGCUUCACGUUGCCCUUCUACAAACAGCUGUUAGGCAAACCCAUUCAGCUCAAUGACCUGGAGACAACCGACCCAGAGUUGCACAAGAGUCUCGUCUGGAUAUUAGAGAACGACAUCACUUCGGUGUUGGAUCACACCUUCUGCGUGGAGCAUAACGCCUUUGGGAAGUUCCUACAACAUGAACUCAAACCUAACGGCCGUAACAUUCCUGUUACGGAGGAAAACAAGAAGGAAUAUGUGAGGCUUUACGUGAACUGGAGGUUUAUGCGAGGAAUAGAAGCCCAGUUUCUGGCUCUCCAGAAGGGAUUUAGCGAGCUCAUCCCCCAACAUCUCCUAAAAGCUUUCGACCAUAAAGAACUUGAGCUGAUCAUCGGCGGUUUGGGUAAAAUCGACCUGGCCGACUGGAAGAGCAACACGCGCUUGAAGCACUGUACGAGCGAGAGCAACGUGGUGCGGUGGUUCUGGCAGGCGGUGGAGGCCUUCAGCGAGGAGAGGAGAGGACGCCUGCUGCAGUUUGUCACAGGCUCCACCCGGGUCCCGUUGCAGGGCUUCAAAGCACUGCAGGGCUCUACAGGUUCUGCAGGACCAAGACUCUUCACCAUCCAUUUGAUAGACGCCAACACUGACAACCUGCCCAAAGCGCACACGUGUUUCAACAGGAUAGACAUCCCGCCCUACGAGUCUUAUGAAAAACUUUAUGAGAAACUGCUGACUGCUGUGGAGGAGACCUGCGGCUUUGCUGUGGAGUGAAGAAAGGCCCUCCAACCAAACCAACGUACACAGUCACACGUGUGCUUGCACUUGCAUUCAACUCUCUGACUUUUUUAUUUUAUUUUUAAUGUUCACGACAUGCACAGAACAUGCACACAGAGUACAGCCGGCGGCCAAGCACGGCAAGUUAAAGGCGCAAGCACAGCAAGGAAGUCAAAUGGGGGGGGGGGAAAAAAGAACAACAAAGUAUUUUAAAAUCUUUUCAAAUGUUUUGAAGAAGCAUUUUUACCUUUUUGGUUUUAACAAGCUAUGAUGUCAACUCCUGGGAAUGUCUACAGGCACAGCGAACUCGUCACCAAUCUUGAGCCGGUAAACAGACGCGGUGCAAUGAUGUCUGGACGGAGAACAAAGCUGAGGCUGACUGUGACGUGUGUGUGUGUGUGGGGGGGGGGGUGGGGGCGGGUGUGACACAUCCCGAUUGACUGACUCGUCAUGCGUUCACUUUUGACCACUGUUGCGUUUCCAAACGUGUCUCCGUACGCGUGCAUGUGAGACAGUGUGGGUGUGGCAUGGCACCCGGCUUACGCUGCAAAACGAUCAAAUGAGCCCGCUCCUCCGUUUGAUUACGUCUGUCCCAUUUGUACGUACCUGCGACCACUCUGAUCCACGCUAAUGUUUUAUUAUUUAUUACUAAGUGAUUACUGACCAAGCUGCUAUAUGCUCUGCAAAGAGCUCACACUCAUCCUUUCAACCCCUGUCGCCGAGUCGAUGGCUCAAUUCACUUCCGAUUCAAGUAAUCCACCAAGUGGUUUUUGAUUAAUUUCUAUACUUUUUUUUUUAACAUGCAUAAUGAUGCAAAUAUCCUUAUGUGUAUAUAAACUAUGAAUGCGAUGGUAUGUUUAUUGAGGGGAAAGGGAUCAAUCUUACAAGCCCUGAUUUUAAAAUUUCCCUCUACUGAGAGGUCAGGCGUGUGACAGAUUUCUAAAUGAGCCGAGGAAAUACAAAGAAGGUGUCAGCUUCAGGAAAGUUUUUCGUGACCUCUUUAAUAAAAGCUCAAGCCUUUCACUUUUAAUAUCAACGUAUCCCUGUUUUUUUGCCCAUCUGUUUUUUUGUCGAGUACUCAUUAACCUCAAGGCAGCCAUGAAUGAACAAGCGCUCUUUAUCGUUACGUCCUCCACGGAUGUGAAUGAAUGAAUUCAAAAAAAAAAAAAGAAAAACUAACUCAAGU